Molecule: messenger RNA, 945 nt
Organism: Fusarium redolens
Lineage: Eukaryota; Fungi; Ascomycota; Sordariomycetes; Hypocreales; Nectriaceae
Exons: 4
Coding region: 103-738 (211 amino acids)
Source: RefSeq, a predicted model, not a curated record
CCUCAGCCUUGAUAUAAACGGAUAGAAAGACGACCCAUAUAGAGUCCAACUCUGGCCCCACUAUGACGGCUGUUUGCUUUCAAGCACGAUUCAUUAUAAGCUAUGCCUCAACUUCAAACAUCACGACUUAACUCUGCAACGACACCAGUGCUUCUCUGCUUACUGCUUGUAAUUUCUCUAUUCCCUGGUCUGUUUCACUAUCUCUGGACACUGCCCUUUAGCCUUCUUGGAUUAUCAGGAUCCCCUCAACCCCGCUCAACUGCUCCUCCAGUGUUAUACCAUUCAAAGGCAACAACCAUGAGCUUUUUUCAGAAGCAAUUCACCCUGCCUGCUAAGUCACGGGGAUCAUACCUCAUAACUGACCAGGUUUUGUCUUCACUUCCCGAAAUUCGGGAUUAUAAGGUCGGCCUUUUGAACCUUUUCGUUCAGCACACGAGCUGUGCGUUAAGCUUGAACGAAAACUGGGACUCUGACGUUCGGGAGGAUAUGAACGAUGCUCUUGACAGAAUCGCGCCAGCUGAAGGACCUAAGGGAGAGGCUCUCUACCGUCAUGAUGCCGAGGGUCCAGACGACAUGCCCGCUCACAUCAAGUCUGCACUCAUUGGGGCGAGCGUCACUAUUCCUAUUAAGGAUGGAAAGCUUGCUACAGGAACUUGGCAAGGAAUCUGGUACCUUGAAUUCCGUGCCGCUCGCCACCAGAGACGUGUCGUUGCAACUAUCCAGGGAGAGAAAGCUUGACUGAGAUGCACAGGAAAGUGGAACUUAGAUGUAUAGAAAAGGCAAAGAAAAGAAAAGACUUGAGCUUUUACACGUCCUCCCUAUACGGACAAACAACCAAAAACGCCGAACACCAUCGCCAUGUCUCCGCGGCCCUAUAGGGAGAUCAGCUUGUUCCAUUCUCCUCCUUCAUGUCCGUAUCGUCGCCUGCCAAGACUUUUGUGUACG